This is a messenger RNA of Argentina anserina (silverweed cinquefoil), 3482 nucleotides long. RefSeq names its product probable alpha,alpha-trehalose-phosphate synthase [UDP-forming] 7. Gene Ontology annotation, cellular component: cytosol. Gene Ontology annotation, molecular function: trehalose-phosphatase activity. The record is from RefSeq and is a predicted model, not a curated record. NCBI's taxonomy places the organism in Eukaryota, Viridiplantae, Streptophyta, Magnoliopsida, Rosales, Rosaceae. The transcript is spliced from 4 exons. Gene Ontology annotation, biological process: trehalose biosynthetic process. Bases 357 to 2921 code for a protein of 854 amino acids.
GCAAAGCAUUUUGGUAUAUUGUAGAGGUUGAGAGAGAAAAAGGAACCAAGGUUAAGAAGAAGAACCAAAGAGAGUGAGAGGCUCAAAACACCAAAGCCAAACCCUAAAAUUUUCAAUUUCUUCCCAAAUCACCAAUCUUUCAUUCUUUUCUGAUAAUUCAGAUCCAAAUACCACCUGGGUUCGAUUCAAAAUUCAAUCUUGCAAUCCCUAAAAGCGUUGUUAUGUUUUAUUACAGAUCGUACUUGUUCUUAGUGUUUUGAAGAGGCAAGGAAUCUUGGGUUUGGCUUACAUUUUAGAGAUCUUUGUUUAGAGAUUCUUGAGUUUAGGGGGAGACCCUUGAUUAGAAGUUAAUCAAGAUGAUGUCAAAGUCGUAUACCAACCUUAUGGAUCUUGCUUCCGGCAACUUUCCGAUAAUGGGCCGGGAGAGGAAGCGGCUGCCCAGAGUAAUGACGGUUGCCGGGGUGAUAUCGGAGCUGGAUGAUGAUAAUGCCAAUAGCGUGUCUUCGGAUGUGCCGUCGUCGAUUAUGCAGGACCGGAUUAUUAUUGUGGCUAAUCAGCUGCCGGUGAAAGCUAAGCGGAGGCCGGAUAAUAAAGGGUGGAGUUUCAGUUGGGACGAGGACUCGUUGCAGUUGCAGUUGAAGGAUGGCUUGCCGGAAGAUAUGGAGGUUUUGUAUGUAGGGUCGUUGAAUGUAGAGGUGGAUUCGAAUGAGCAGGAUGAUGUGUCGCAGUUACUGUUGGAUAGGUUCAAAUGUGUUCCAGCAUUCUUGCCGGCUGAUAUUUUGACCAAGUUUUAUCAUGGGUUUUGUAAGCAGCAUUUGUGGCCUCUGUUCCAUUACAUGCUUCCGUUUUCAGCAAAUCACGGUGGAAGGUUUGAUCGGACUUUGUGGGAGGCGUAUGUGGCUGCAAACAAGAUCUUCUCACAAAGGGUGAUUGAAGUCAUAAAUCCUGAGGACGAUUAUGUGUGGAUUCAUGAUUACCAUUUAAUGGUGCUGCCUACAUUCUUGAGGAGGAGGUUCAAUAGAUUGAGAAUGGGGUUUUUUCUUCACAGCCCCUUCCCGUCAUCAGAAAUUUACAGGACUCUACCUAUUAGGGAAGAGAUUCUUAAGGCGCUUUUAAAUUCGGACCUUAUUGGUUUCCAUACUUUUGAUUAUGCCCGGCAUUUCCUAUCUUGUUGCAGUCGAAUGUUGGGUUUGGAGUAUCAGUCGAAAAGGGGUUAUAUUGGGUUGGAUUAUUAUGGAAGGACAGUUGGGAUAAAGAUCAUGCCUGUUGGGAUUCACAUGGGGCAGAUUCAGUCAGUGUUGAAACUGGCAGACAAGGAGUGGAGUGUAGGAGAAUUGAAACAAAAGUUUGAAGGAAAGACUGUGUUGCUUGGUGUUGAUGAUAUGGACAUCUUCAAAGGUGUCAAUUUGAAGCUCUUGGCAAUGGAACAGAUGCUGAAGCAGCACCCGAAGUGGCAGGGGAGAGCAGUCUUGGUACAGAUAGCAAACCCAGCUAGGGGAAGAGGGAAAGAUCUUGAGGAAACACAGGCUGAAAUAUAUGCAAGUGUGAAGAGAAUAAAUGAAAAAUAUGGUCAGAAUGGAUAUGAACCCAUUGUCUUCAUUGAUAAACCAGUGUCUCUUAGUGAAAGAGUUGCGUAUUACACUGUAGCCGAGUGUGUGGUGGUCACGGCUGUGCGGGAUGGGAUGAAUCUUAUUCCAUAUGAGUACAUUGUAUGCAGGCAAGGGAACUCUACAUCAGAAUCAGAAUCAGAAUCUAGUGGGCCCAAGAAGAGCAUGCUGGUUGUAUCAGAGUUCAUAGGCUGUUCACCUUCACUUAGUGGUGCAAUUCGGGUUAACCCAUGGAAUGUUGAAUCAACAGCUGAGGCCAUGAAUGAGGCAAUUUCGAUGGCUGAACCUGAGAAACAGUUGCGCCAUGAGAAGCAUUAUAGGUAUGUCAGUACACAUGAUAUGGCUUACUGGUCACGGAGUGUUUUCCAGGACAUGGAGAGGACGUGCAAAGACCAUUUCAGAAGACGUUGUUGGGGAAUUGGACUGGGUUUUGGCUUCAGGGUUAUAGCACUGGAUCCUAACUUCAGAAAACUGUCUAUUGAUGCCAUUGUGAAUGCUUAUGUGAAAUCUAAGAGGAGGGCUAUAUUGUUAGAUUAUGAUGGCACUGUGAUGCCUCAAACAUCGAUAAAUAAGACCCCAAGUCAAGAGGUCAUCUCCCUAAUCAAUACACUUUGUGGUGAUGCUAAAAACACUGUCUUUGUGGUCAGUGGAAGAGGAAGGGAUAGUUUGAGCAAGUGGUUUUCUCCUUGCAAGAAACUUGGAAUUGCUGCUGAACAUGGUUAUUUUGUAAGGUGGUCUGCCGACAAGGAUUGGGAAAUUUGUGGACAGAGUAGUGACUUUGGGUGGAUACAGAUAGCUGAGCCAGUCAUGAAAUUGUACACAGAAGCCACUGAUGGUUCCUCUAUCGAGACCAAGGAGAGUGCAUUGGUGUGGCACCAUCGAGAUGCGGACCCAGAUUUUGGUUCCAGCCAGGCUAAAGAAUUGUUGGACCAUUUAGAAAGUGUUUUGGCAAACGAACCAGUAGCUGCCAAGAGCGGUCAAUAUAUUGUGGAAGUAAAGCCACAGGGUGUCAGUAAAGGCCUGGUUGCUGAAAAGGUAUUCACAACGAUGCACGAGAGUGGGAAGCAGGCAGAUUUUGUUUUGUGCAUUGGUGAUGAUAGAUCUGAUGAGGACAUGUUCGAGAUUAUUGGCAAUGCACUCAAUAAUGGGGUCAUCUCAUCCAAUACGAGUGUAUUUGCUUGCACAGUUGGACAGAAACCCAGUAAAGCCAAGUACUAUUUGGAUGACCCUACUGAUGUCAUAAUGAUGCUUGACGCUCUUGCAGACGCUUCAGAUUCUCCAGCUUCCUCUGAUGGCGAAACAGGAAGCCCUUGAAACCUUCCCCUGACUUUUUGUUAGGCUCCAGUGUUCUCUCCACAAAGGCUUGAUGGUUAACUGCAUGCUGGGCUUUGAUUGAAGAAAGUGAAGAUCCUUUUCUGCUUUCUGGGAGCAACCUUUGGGAGAAAACAUCCUCUAUGACCUUUUGAACCAAUAUUUGCAGACAAUUUCCAAGCAUCACUGGAUUUGCUAUCUCAUGUGCAUAGACAAUCAAUGCUGAGUGUGGAUUAUAGUAUAGUGGAUUUACUUGGUAAAGAACAUAACUUCUAGAUCAGUGCAUACUUUGAAAUGGAAUGCGGAAAUCAUUGGUUGGAUCAUAUUCAUGUGAAGGUUGACAUAUCUGAGGGAUGUGGAUUGCUAUAAGCUGGGAAGUAAAAAGGGGUCUGUGCUGGUCAGUCAUAAUGCACAUUGAGGCUAUACUGGUUUUUCUUUUUGGAGUGAAUUUGCUUUGCCAUUUGUUUCUGGGAUCAAUUCCUUUGCUUAUUCAAUCUGUACAUUAUAUAGCAAUAUCUGCAAGAAAAAGAUGCCCCAAAUAAUGCAUCUUUCAGGUUUCUGGAA